CGCUCAAUGCCAAGAAUACUAUUUUACUUAUGGUAAUGUUUGCCUUUGUAGUUCCAGCCUAUACAAAAACAAAAGACUAUGUCUUAAUGCUAACGAACCACAACGACCGAGCGCUACAUAUAAAUGACGUCGGCAAGGUGACAGCAGCUAACAUAGCAUUUGCACAGCCCUUAACCAUGGAUAUAGUUGGUGAUCCAUUCAAUGGCGAUCCAUUCUUUAUAACGCUCUAUGCCAAACAAGUUGGGCUGUUCUUGUGCUUUCGGCGUGGCAGAUUAGUGGGACUGAAACAGCUCACGCGAGAUUGUCACUUUAGUGAGACAAUGGAACAUGGCCACUACAUGUACGCGAAUGCUUACAAUGCAACCCUGCGUGUCGGUUUCACGAAGCGUUUCAAGCCCAUUGGUCCAAAGCGGCUGCGGCAUUCGCACAGCAUCAGCAAGGAUCACUUCCUCUUUGAGCGACGACAUUUGGCAGAUAUUAUCACUAGUAGAAGCACCACCACAGCAACCACCACCACCACCACCACUACGACUAGCACCACUACCACCACAACAACAACACAUACACCCAAAGCCACACGCAUCCAACGCAAUAGAAACAUAGCCCACAACCACAAUGACAACAGCAACAAUGACAAUAGCCACGCGUUGAAGCCCUCCGUUGGGCUGAAGCGCCCGCAGCAACAACUGCAAGAAGAACUGCAUACAGAAGCUGCAAAGAGUAUUACUAAUGAUAAACAUAACAAUAAACAUAGUCAUAACGAGGAUAGUAGUGUAAACGAUUAUAAUAGCAACAAAAACAACAAGAGUACCCACAAUGUUCCACAGAGGCAGCAGCAGCAGCAGCAGCAGCCCUCAGCCGGUUUGCUGGAGGAGCGCUUGCGGAAGUUACAUGGCGCCGAGCAGCAUCCACUGCGUCACGACGGCAACAGUAUUAGAAAUAAAAACCGCCGGCGACGUUUGCAGAAUCGGCGCAAGCAACGCCAGAACCAACACAAUUUGCAGGCAAAGAAUCUGGUGCGCCAAAACCACAACAACAGCACAAAGAUGGCGCGACGCCGCCAGCAUGAGCGCGAGCAAUUGUUGCGCAAACAGAGUCGUCACCGACAGCAAGUGCUGGCGCGGCACGAGCAACAACAACGGCAACAGACACCGCCACCGACGCGUGGCGCGGGCGAAGCGGCUAGUUCUACCGCUUCCACAGCGGCCUCUGCACUCACAGCCACUGCCGCCUCGUUGGUGCCCACAACACUAAUCGACAUUAUGGCCAUGCUGGCAGCUUCGCGACGUAAGCGCGGGCGGCGGAAAAAGGAAGCCACCGCAGAAGAAAACGAGAAUGCAACGACGGCGGCAGCGAGAACGGGUAGCCGAGCGCAUAGCGCGACACACGCGUCCGCCGACAUGCAAAUAGCGGUAUCACAAACAACCUUACAACCCGUGAUGGGCGAAAAUGUGGUGGCUAAGAAGCGAAGGACGGAAUGGCUGCCGCUGGACGGGGAGGAGGAGCAGGCGAAGGCGAGAGCGCAGGGUCAGGCAGCGCUGGGUGCUGCCACGGCUGGUGGGAUGAGUGGUGUGCGAAAUGAGAUGGAGGUGCAGCCGUGGCACAGGCAUCGGCAUCAUCAUCAUCAGCUGCGGCCGCUGGCGUUAGACGCGGCCGCUGAACCAGUGAGCGCGGCGCAACAUGUUGCUGAGAAAGUUGCGCAGGCGCAGGCUCAGCCAAUAGAGCAACAGCAACCACAUGAAUACUCAAAUAGUUAUGUUAAUAGUAAUUUAAAUAGUAAUUAUAAAUUAAAAACUUAUUCUAAUGCUAAUAACGGUAAUGAUAAUGUUAAUGUUAAUAAUUAUGUUAAUGCAAUACCUGCCUUGCCAAAAAACUACUUAUACGAGAACACUCAUCAGCGCACCGAUUAUGAUGUUCAUAGUCACGUUGAUGAUGAGGAUGAUAAUGAUAACAAUUACAGUAACCGCAAUGCUAGAGCGCAUAGUGAAGCUGCUGGCGGAGAGCAUGAAGAGCCAGCUGCGAAAAAUGGUAGUCAUAGCGCCGCCAAUGGGCGUAGCAGCAGCAGCAGCAAUAGGAGUAGAAAAAGUAGUAGUAGUCAAAUAAGUAGCCAUAGCGAUAGUAUUAACCCUAGUAUGACUGAUUAUAGUAGUAACAGUAACUCUAAGUUUAGUCAAAAACAACAUCAACAACAACAGCAAGCACUUAGCCAUACUAGUAGUAGACGAAGGUAUCGACGAGCUGUUGCAACCGAGGCCACAAACGAAGCUGAGGCAGCAACAGCUCAUGACGAACGCGCCGACAGCGUACACGCUGAGGCGUAUGACGAUGUUGCUGAUAAUAUUAACGAUCGGCAUGUUGCUGAGCAACACCUGCUAGAUCAACACGCGCAGCAACAAACAGAUUUGGUAAGCAGUGAAGAAGCUGCCGCGGAAGUAAUCACUACCGCAGCGAGUUUCGAGCGCCAAACAAAAGAGUAUAAUACGAAUACGAAUACGAAUAAAAAAACAAAAACGAAUAUAAUAAAUGCGAAUAUAAAUACGAAUACCAAUAGCGGAGAUAAUAAAAGUAUAAUUGAUAACGUUAGUGUUAAUAGUAAUAUUAAGAAGGUAAAUUAUAAAGAUAAAGGCGAGCAAGUGAGUGCUGGAGUUGUUGCUGUUGACGAUGUAAAAAAAGACAAUAAUGUUAAGCGUAUUUUUUUUCGUAUACGCCUGCCGUUUUUUCGUCAACAUAGCAUCAAUAACAACAACACUAACCAUAAUAACAGUAAUAUUAUGCAUACUAUUAACAACCACAUUAAUAUGGAUGUCGUAGAUGAAAAAGAAGCUACUGCUAAUCAAAUAAAUGCCAAUGCGAAUGCANUACGCCUGCCGUUUUUUCGUCAACAUAGCAUCAAUAACAACAACACUAACAAUAAUAACAGUAAUAUUAUGCAUACUAUUAACAACAACAUUAAUAUGGAUGUCGUAGAUGAAGAAGAAGCUAAUGCUAAUCAAAUAAAUGCCAAUGCGAAUGCUAUUGCUAAUGCGAAUGCUUUUCAAACGCAACAACAACAAGCUGUUAAUAAUAUAAAUAUUAAUAACAAUGAAAUUAAUGUUGCUGCUGCUGUUGCUGCUGGUAAUGUAGCUUUUGCUAUUCAUUUAGCACGCGCAUAUAAUUAUUACGAUAAUCAAAAUGUUAUUGAUGCUAAUUACCAUGAUGGUAAUGAUGAUGACGAAAAUGUGCAUGCUGCAAAUAACGAUAAUAUUAAUAAUAAUAUUGAUAAUGUUUAUGAGCAUUUGUUUGCUGCUAAUCAUAAACGUUUUUUUCGUAGCUUAAAUUAUGCUAAUACUAAUCACAAUGUGAAUAACUAUACGAAUGAUAAUGAUGAUAAUGACCAAGGCGAUGAUGAUGAUAAUGAUGAAUGGAAAAGAAAUCAUAAUAAAUAUGAUAUGACUAUAGUACAAUACAGAUAUGUAGUUGUCUUUUAUUAA
Messenger RNA from Rhagoletis zephyria (snowberry fruit fly), 3470 nucleotides. RefSeq names its product pyramus (gene pyr). Gene Ontology annotation, molecular function: growth factor activity. The record is from RefSeq and is a predicted model, not a curated record. Lineage: Eukaryota; Metazoa; Arthropoda; Insecta; Diptera; Tephritidae.